AUGGCACAAGGAAUAUUUGCUCACUUAAAUAAUACUCAAUUAAAAGAAAUAACGAAUAUAAACUUUAAUACCGGUAAUGGUCAACCUUCUCUUUCGGGUGACACGCUUACUAUUUAUCAAUCGUUUAAUAAUAUACAACUGCAAGGUGUAUUAGACUUAGUACCUUUUCCUAAUCUUAGAAAAAUUUUGUUUCAGUACGAUAUUUACUAUAAAAAUUUAGAUAACAUUGACAUUAGUAAAAACGAAAAAUUAUGUAAAAUAACAGUAGCGGCGUCUGGUAGUGCUAGUCCUUUUAAUUAUUUUGUAAAUAAUACAUUUAGUUUGCAAGUUAAAGAAAUGCAAAUUAAUAGAAUAAUUGUAUUUUAUUCUCAGUACUAUACAAAUGCAUGGUACUAUACAGGCAAAUUUUUGAGAGAGCAAGCUUUAAUACCAUAUUUUUUAGUUGAAGAUAAAAAACCAGAACAAUUAGAGGCUGAAAUUGCAAACCUAAAACAAUCUCUUACUCAAAAAGAUCAGACCAUAGCUGAUUUAAAUAAAAAAUUUCAACAAACACCUACACUUAGUCAAUUUCAAGAACUAAAUAACAUAGCUUUACCUUGUACUGAACUUAAUUUUAAUAAUUUAAAACAAGAAAUUAAAAGACUUAAAUUAAAAGAUUUUAAUCCCUAUUUUCGAGAGCAAAAAUAUAACUUUGAGCAAUUAACAAUUACUGCCAAAAAUAAAGCUGGUGAUAAUUUAAAAGCCAUUUUAGAUCUUUUCUUGGAGACUAACAAACAAAUUAUCGAGUCAGAAAAUGUGAGCAAUAAUUCUUUUGCCCAAGGGCAACUACAGGGACAAUUAAUUACUUGUCAGACUCUUUUGAAAACUAAAUUUACUCAAGAAGAACUACAAGACUUGCUAAAUAAGCAAAAAGAUCUUAGCAACGUAGAAAAACAAUCAGCUAUUUUACAAAA
Molecule: messenger RNA, 953 nt
Organism: Scutellospora calospora
Lineage: Eukaryota; Fungi; Glomeromycota; Glomeromycetes; Diversisporales; Gigasporaceae
Source: the annotation of a GenBank genome assembly